This is a messenger RNA of Sinocyclocheilus grahami, 1274 nucleotides long. RefSeq lists its product as uncharacterized. The coding region runs from base 1 to 1035 and encodes 344 amino acids. The record is from RefSeq and is a predicted model, not a curated record. The transcript is spliced from 5 exons. Lineage: Eukaryota; Metazoa; Chordata; Actinopteri; Cypriniformes; Cyprinidae.
AUGGACUACUGUUAUGUUACUGUUAUGUGUGUCAGCACGAGUCACAACCUGGUUUCCUCCCUGUUCCCAAAGCUGAAGUCGGUGGUUGAAAUGAAUAAACCCACUUUGGCUGUGAGAUAUAUGGAGAAAGCCAGAUCAUUGAUUGAUGACACCAUUAGAGCCAUGGAUGACAUGGUGAAGAGGUAUGAUCAACAAAACCGAAGUGUGGCGACGUGCACCAGUGAUGGGAUUCAAGAGCAGAAAGAGACCAAAGAAAAAAUAACGAGCAACACUAAGGAGAUGGAGAGUCUGAAGGAGGCCGUGGACAAGCUUGAAGAGGAGCUGAGGGAACACAACAGAAAUAUGGAGGAAUUAGAGAGAAAAAUUGAAGACAAAAACCGCGAGCUACAGAAUCACAUCACAAAUUCCAGCAAAAACCACUUCGGUAUCCUGAGGGCCUUGGUGCCGUUUUUUGCAGUCGUUCAAGAUGCGAUAACCACCCCUGCGAUCGCUGCUAAAACUCAAUCUCUCAACGCCGACCUGUCCCGUCUCAACUCGGAGAAGAGCAGUCUGCAAAGCAAACAGUGGAUGAUUCAAGUCAGACUGACUGAUCUUCAGCUGAAGUUGGCCACUUCCAAAAUACAGCUGGGUGUGAUUCCCAGUCCUGUCCACCUGGAGGACGUCCAGCAGUGUCUUUCUCGAAUCCAGCAGAUUCUGGUUCAGCUUCGGAAAUUCUGGGUGAAAGUGCAAACUCUGCUGGACACUCUGAAGGAGAAGACCUUUGUUAAUGAGGAUCUCACUGAGGACCUGGAUGACAUGAAGGAGGAGUUUCUGACCUCCAUUGAAGCAGCAGGAAAGUACUGGCAGAGAUUUGGUGAAUGCUGUCAGAGAGCACAAGGCAUCUUCAGUGUUCAGUCUAAGGAUGCAUACAAGUUCCUGGAGACGAAUCCUUCCUCACUUUCGAAGGAUGAAUGGGAAAAGCAGCGCAAGUCUAUCAUGGAGCGACUGAAUGAGAUCAGCCCGCAGGGGUCGUCUAAAGUCACCAUCACUGAGUGACGCACAGAGAGACAUGAUUCAAGAAUGAACGAAUUCAUCACUUUUUACAAUGAGAUUUACUAAUGCAUAGAUUCUCUAAUAAUGUCUAAUGUCUUUACUGUUCUUGAACUAGUUACAAUUCUUCGUGAAUUACGUCAAAUCUGGUUAAAAUCACUCUGUGGUAUAUAAUGUAAGAUCUAUGUGGUCUGGCCACACUGCAGAAAAAGAAUUAAUUCAUAAACAAACAGACAAAUGGAAAA